Molecule: messenger RNA, 621 nt
Organism: Ogataea philodendri
Lineage: Eukaryota; Fungi; Ascomycota; Pichiomycetes; Pichiales; Pichiaceae
Exons: 1
Coding region: 1-621 (206 amino acids)
Biological process (GO): IMP salvage; XMP salvage; hypoxanthine metabolic process
Cellular component (GO): cytoplasm
Molecular function (GO): hypoxanthine phosphoribosyltransferase activity
Source: RefSeq, a predicted model, not a curated record
AUGGUUGAGAAGUUAUACAUCAGCUACAACAACGUGCACAAGCUGUGUAAGGCUGGCGCAGAGAAGUUCUUGAAGGACGUUGGCAAGCCGGACGUGAUCAUCGCUAUUGGUGGUGGUGGCUUUAUUCCGGCCAGAAUCAUCAGAACGUUCUUGAGAAGUUCUGGCGAAAAGAACAUUCCGAUCCAGGCCAUCGGACUUUCGUUGUACGAGGACCUUGGAACAGGUAACGGCGACAAGAUCGGAAAAGAGGUGAUCAGAACCCAGUGGCUGGAUUUCGGUGCUCUUUCUCAGCACUUUGACUCACUCAUUGGAAAGAACAUUUUGAUUGUGGACGAGGUGGACGAUACCAGAACCACUCUUCACUACGCCGUGUCGGAGCUGUACAAGGACGUGCAAGAGAUUGCCGAGAAGCUGGGCCGCACCAACGAAAAGACCAAGUUCUCCAUCUUUGUUCUGCACAACAAGCUCAAGGAGAAAAGAGCAGAGAUCGACGAGCACAAGAUGGGCGGCGGAGAGUACAUUUCUGGAAAAGACGUUCCAGACCAGUGGAUCGCAUACCCAUGGGAGUCCGACGACAUCGACGACCAUACCAAGCAUGCUGUCGAGCAGGGUAAUAUAUAA